Molecule: messenger RNA, 1079 nt
Organism: Cyprinodon tularosa
Lineage: Eukaryota; Metazoa; Chordata; Actinopteri; Cyprinodontiformes; Cyprinodontidae
Gene: phlda1
Product: pleckstrin homology-like domain, family A, member 1
Exons: 2
Coding region: 13-687 (224 amino acids)
Biological process (GO): positive regulation of apoptotic process
Molecular function (GO): phosphatidylinositol phosphate binding
Source: RefSeq, a predicted model, not a curated record
AUCCCCGCUGCGAUGAUGGAGGUUUCUCUUUAUAGUAUUACAGGGAGCAUCAGUGACCGGGCUUCAAUUACUCUACUCAGGGGGGCGGUGCACUUCUCCAGACCCCUCCCGCCCUCUAAAGCCGCUCCGCAAACAGCGACCAGCAGCAGUCCGGAGCCAGCUGCCUCCCAUGCCCGCAGCCUCUCCGGGACACAGCGCCACCGAUCAAGCGUGUUGAGGCUGGAAGUGGGAGGAAGCAUGCUGGAAAACGGCAGGAAGGUUUAUAAGGAGGGUCUGCUGGAGAAGCGGAGCGACGGGCUGCUGCAGCUCUGGAAGAAGAAGCGCUGCGUCCUGACGGAGGACGCCGUGCUGCUGCUGCCGCCCAAGCAGCACGAUCACCCGCAGCAGCAGCACGGAGGGGAGCCGGGCAGAGUCAAGGAGCUCCACUUCGCCAACAUGAAGACGGUGGACUGCGUGGAGCGGAAGGGAAAGUACGUGUACUUCACCGUGGUCAUGGCGGAGGGGAAGGAGAUCGACUUCAGGUGCCCGCAGGACGAGGGCUGGAACGCGGAGAUCACCCUGCAGAUGGUCCAGUACAAGAACCGGCAGGCGAUCCUGGCUGUCAAGUCCACCCGGCAGAAGCAGCAGCUGCUGGUGGUGCAGAUGCCCGGACACAAGAGCGUCCGGAGCGCGCCGAGCGUGGCGUGACGCGCGGGGCGCCCCGCAGACACCCGCGCGCCUUCAGCGGUGGAUUUGACUCUCAGCCGUGGAAGAAUAUAAACCCGGGCUUCAUCUCCCCCUGCUGCCGCUUCACCGAGCUCUCGUUUUAUGUCGUGGUCUCCACACACCAGCCCCCCCACCCACCCACCCACCUCUUUUAUUAAUACAGUGACUUGCUUCACAAAAGACUGAUGGACUAAAAGCAUGUGAGAAAACACCUGUAUUCUACCGUGCAAUGGAUUUGUCCCUUAUUUAUUAGAUGUGUGUGUGUAUAUAUCUAUUUUUUAUAAAAAUGUUCUGUCUUUGAAUGUCAAAGGUGGGAUGUGCUGGAGUGGAACAGGAAGCAUUUGGUCGACGUGGAAACGUCUAACAAACCGGAA